GUUCAUGUUCCUGACAAAAAUAGAGAUGUUUUGCGCUUCUUGUGGUGGCCUGGUAACGACCUUGAUGCCAGACCCGAAGAGUACCAAAUGACAGUCCACUUGUUUGGUGCUAAAUCUUCGCCAACCUGUGCAAAUUUUGCAUUGAGAAAGACAGCAACCGACAAUGCGGAGGAAUUUAAUAAGAACGUAGUUGAAACGAUAAAACGAAACUUUUACGUAGACGACUGUCUCAA
Paramuricea clavata is the source of this 233-nucleotide messenger RNA. Lineage: Eukaryota; Metazoa; Cnidaria; Anthozoa; Malacalcyonacea; Plexauridae. The record is from the annotation of a GenBank genome assembly.